AUGUAUAACCUUACAAGUUUUAUCACCAUAUUGACAUGCAUAGGUAUAUUAUUGUAUAUUGCUCGCAAUCUAGUAACAGCCUUAUACAAGUCAAUUUUCACAACUAAGGCUGUUGUUUCUGAUAAGGAGAGAACAUUGUCCUCCAGCACUGCUAAACCUACUACUUCCUUAUAUGGCAAAGGCAAUGAUACAAUCCCAAAACCAACGCCAUUAUUGAUUACCCCCGAAGAUGUGAAGAGCUACGAUGACAGACCAUGGAGGCCAUUUCGGUGGCCAUACCACCAAACAAUGUCUAUUUUCAAAUUGGAUAUUAAUCACUGGCUUGAUAUGGACAAAUAUUACCAACAUUAUAUCGACGAGAAAGAGAGGAUAAGACUCAAAUUUGGCGAUGAAAAUUUUGGUAUGCUACCUGAAGGUCAUGAUGCAUGUAUAGAGUUGAUGGAAACAGUUGUUGAUCACAUGCUUGAAAGAUAUCCUAAAUUGUUCACUGUCAUUAAAAAUGGAGAAUGGGAUACCACUGGUAAAAUCAUUAGAAACGAGGUCACCAAGGAAGUUUUAGACAUGACAAUACCUCUCAAGAAUGAGCCACUAGUUUAUGUAUCCAAAUUGGCAAAAGAGGAUUUUUACGUCGUUUUAAAGAGCUCUAAAGACGGGUUGCAUUAUAUGGUUGCCGGAGCCGUCCCAUUUCCUGGUGGCUCAUUUUUCAUCAAAGACAAGUUGGGUAAAAAUAUAGACACCAUCCAUCAAAAAGUCCCUUAUUAUGAAAAAAGUUUGCAAAAGUCAAUGGAAAGAUGGUUUGGUAGAUUGACAGCCCAAGAUCCUGUAGAAAGGGCUAGUUGGUACAUUACAUGGGACACUAAGUUGAAGGUUAGCAAUAUCUAUCAAGCGGAGAAAUUUUUUCCAAAUAUGAAAAAGGAUCUUGAAGAGACGGCACCACGUCAGUUCAAUGUUCGUGUUGAGAGACAAACUUUGCGUCGUUUACCGAGAACUGAAGCCAUUAUUUUCACCAAUCAUCCCAUUUACUACUCAAUUGAAGAAAUGAAAGAUGAACCAAUGGUCCCAUCACUAUUGAAGAAAAUCAUAUAUGAAGGACCAGAAGAUAUUCUCAAGUACAAAAACUUUGAAAUGGUGCGGGAUAAGUUGACACCGUAUUUGGAUGACUUGAUUCAAAGACAAAAGGAUUUGGGAAUUAUAACUAAUGAAACACCAUUGAAAACCCAACCCAAUUACCCAUUUGCUUAUUGGGUCAAGGAUAACGUGAACAUUUCUGAAACAGAAGGGUGGACAAACCCAAGUCCUGUUUACAAUAAGAGGCAUAUGAAAACUGAGGGGUUCGAUGCAUCAAAGUUGGCUGAUAAUGAAUGA
Messenger RNA from Lodderomyces parapsilosis, 1365 nucleotides. RefSeq lists its product as uncharacterized. The transcript has a single exon. Bases 1 to 1365 code for a protein of 454 amino acids. The record is from RefSeq and is a predicted model, not a curated record. Lineage: Eukaryota; Fungi; Ascomycota; Pichiomycetes; Serinales; Debaryomycetaceae.